Messenger RNA from Anisakis simplex (herring worm), 678 nucleotides. NCBI's taxonomy places the organism in Eukaryota, Metazoa, Nematoda, Chromadorea, Rhabditida, Anisakidae. The record is from the annotation of a GenBank genome assembly.
AUGAGAAUAAUUUGUCGUGAAGUGAAUAACUUCGUUGAAAAAUUAAGAUAUGAGGUUUGUGCACAUAAAUGGAUGUCGCUAUGUGAGUACAACAGAGGUGCUGCGUUACUGAAUAACUGUAAAUAUGGUCAUUCGUGUGAUGGAAAUAUCAUGCGAAUCUCUUUAUUAAGAUCCAGUAAAUCACCCGAUGAGAACGCUGAUAUUGGCCGACAUCAGUUUUCAUAUGCAUUUUAUCCGUUCAUUGGAUCAAUUCAACAACCGAACGGUAAUGCAGCGAUGAGCGUUAUGAGAUGUGCAUUUGAAUUUAACAAUCCAGUGCGUUAUUUAGAAGGAAUUGCGGGAACGAUUAGUGAACACAUCGAUAACGUAUUCAAAAUAAGUGGAUCUGAUGGUGUAAUUAUCGAUACGAUAAAGGCGAGUGAGGAUGAUGAGAAUGCAUUAAUAAUGCGCUUAUUUGAAUGCUUCGGAGGAAGCGCACGAAUCUGGCUUCAUUGGAAUCACGCUCGAAUCGUGUCGAUCGACUUGGCUGAUGGUCUCGAACAGAGCAUAUCCAAUAUCCCCAUCGAAAGUACCAUUCCAAACGAAUCUGAACAGGAAGAUGUGCCUUCCGAAUCAGUAAAACUCGAAUUUCAUGCAUUUGAACUCAAAACAUUAUUGAUUCGUUUAUUCGCCAUGUGA